This is a messenger RNA of Acipenser ruthenus (sterlet), 7813 nucleotides long. Its product is annotated as sulfate anion transporter 1-like. The transcript is spliced from 5 exons. Gene Ontology annotation, cellular component: membrane. Gene Ontology annotation, molecular function: bicarbonate transmembrane transporter activity; sulfate transmembrane transporter activity; oxalate transmembrane transporter activity. The record is from RefSeq and is a predicted model, not a curated record. Gene Ontology annotation, biological process: transmembrane transport. NCBI's taxonomy places the organism in Eukaryota, Metazoa, Chordata, Actinopteri, Acipenseriformes, Acipenseridae. The coding region runs from base 217 to 2346 and encodes 709 amino acids.
UGUGUAUGGAAGCCUGUUUGACUGUGUGCUCAAGUGUAUUAAGAAAAGAGGCUCAAAACGUUCAGCGGAGGAGCAUAAUUGACUUCAGUCUCUAACGAAAGCAGACAGCCACAGCUCUGAAGGUAUGGAACACACAGCAACAACAAAACCGAGUGCUUUCAUAGGAAGAGAAGCUGAUCUUAAUAAUAAAAAGGAGAGGCAACAUUGGAAAAGGAAAUGGAAGGCAGCACACUGGAGAACAUCUCCUAUUUACUGGAGAGAAGAGCACACAAGCAGUGGAACCCCAAGGAGGUCCUCAAAGGCAAAUUGAGCAAAAGCUGCUCCUGCUCAGUGCAAAAACUGAAAAACUCAUUCAUUGGCUUCUUCCCCGUAGUACGGUGGCUGCCCAAGUAUAAACUUAAGGAACAUGUCUGGGGUGACAUCAUGUCAGGCCUCAUUGUCGGGAUUAUCCUGGUACCCCAGGCCAUUGCAUACUGCUUGCUGGCUGGCCUGCAGCCCAUCAACGGACUUUACACGUCUUUCUUUGCCAACAUCAUCUACUUCUUCAUGGGUACCUCCCGGCAUGUCUCCGUGGGAAUCUUCAGUCUGAUGAGCCUGAUGGUGGGACAAGUGGUGGAUCGGGAGGUGCAGCUUGCAGGAUUUGACAUGAGUGAUGACAGCCAGAUGGUUGCUAUGGGCCCUGAAGACCUGUGGUAUGGCAAUAACACUGCUAAUAUCACAAAGCUAAACUCAACUCUAGGAGCUUUCAAUAUGGAAUGUGGCAAAGAUUGCUAUGCUAUGAGCGUUGCAGCCGCCUUGACUUUCAUAGCUGGAGUUUAUCAGGUUCUGAUGGCAGUGUUUCAGUUGGGUUUUGUAUCAGUGUACCUGUCUGGACCAAUGCUGGAUGGCUUUGCCACAGGCGCUUCUCUCACAAUUCUAACUGUGCAAGUCAAAUACCUCCUGGGGAUCAAGAUCCCACGCACCCAGGGCUUUGGCACUCUUAUAAUCACCUGGAUCAACAUCUUCAAGAAUAUCCAGAACACCAACUCAUGUGAUGUCAUCACCAGUGCCAUCUGCAUCGCAGUCUUGGUGGCUGCCAAAGAGCUGGGCGACCGCUACAAAGACCGGCUAAAGAUCCCACUCCCCACCGAACUAGUCGUGGUUGUAACAGCAACCCUAGUUUCACAUUUUGCUGACCUUAAUGGAGUGUAUGGUUCUAGCAUCUCCGGGGCAAUUCCUACAGGUUUCAUCCAACCUCAGGUACCCAGUUUAGGAAUGAUGCCAAGGGUUGCCUUGGAUGCCAUACCUCUUGCAGUCAUCAGCUUUGCAUUCACAGUCUCCCUCGCUGAGAUGUUUGCCAAAAAGCACAGCUACACCGUCAGGCCAAACCAGGAGAUGCUGGCCAUCGGCUUCUGUAACAUCAUACCAUCCUUUUUUCACUGCUUCACCACCAGUGCAGCCCUUGCAAAAACAUUAGUCAAAGACUCCACAGGCUGCCAUACCCAAGUUUCCAGCUUGAUUAGCGCCUUUGUGGUUCUUCUUGUCUUGCUCUUCUUUGCCCCACUCUUCCACUCUUUGCAGAAGUGUGUCCUGGCCUGUAUCAUCAUUGUCAGCUUGAGGGGAGCCCUGCGCAAAUUCCGUAGUGUGCCCGGUCAGUGGCAGAUCAACAAGGUGGACACCUUGAUCUGGAUUGUGACCAUGCUUUCCUCAGCCUUGAUCAGCACUGAAAUGGGUCUGCUUGUAGGGGUGGUCUUCUCUAUACUUUGUGUGGUGGCUCGUACCCAGCUUCCCCAUGUGGCCGUUUUGGGCCAGAUUCAAGACUCUGUCUUCUAUGAAGACAGCAAAGAAUACAAGAAUCUCUCCACUGUCCCCAAAGUGAAGAUCUUCCGCUUCCAGGCACCCCUAUACUACGCCAACAAGGACUUUUUCCUGCGGUCUCUCUAUAAAACCUCAGGGCUUGAUCCAGUAUUAGAAGAGGCCAAGAGGAAGAAGGCAGAGAAGAAAGCCAAAGCAAAGGCUGCCAAACAGGCAAAAGAAAAUGGACAAGAGAAGUCCAAUGGAGACACUCCCCUGAUCUUGACUCCUGCUGGGCUCGACUUCCACACCAUUAUCUUAGACUGUUCUUCCAUUCAGUUCCUGGACACUGCAGGGCUUGUGACCCUGAAGGGAAUACUCAAAGACUAUAAAGAAAUUGGCAUCAGCAUCCUCCUAGCAUGCUGUAACACCUCUGUAAUUGAUUCACUAAAACAAGGCAGUUACUUUGGGACAUAUGAGAAGGACAUCAGUACCUUGCUGUUUUAUACAGUGCACAGUGCCGUUCAGUUUGCAGUAAGCAGGGAAGUUGCUAUCGGUGAUUCUGUGGUUUAGCAUUGCCUGAUUGGUAGUAAACUGCCUAAAAAUAGGUAGUAUUUCAGCCACAGGGAUCAACAGCUAUAAGCCAGUGAUGCCAAGCACCUCGGACUCAGGGUACAGGGUCAUAUAAGCUUUUAGGGCUGCAACGAAGUGUACAUUUUGACCAACGAAGAUUCGGAACACAUAACCAAAGGAAGGUUCGAACCUCCAAUGGUACUCAUUUGCAUAAUUUACUGGUGACGUCACCAUUGCUACUUGUUUAUAUUUGAUUGAAAAUCCUAUUAUUUUAUGGGUAAUCCAUAUAAAUGGAAUAAAACAUUCACAUGUAGUUUAAAAAUAUGUUGUAUAGAACAGCAAUCACGUUUUUAUAAUUUCAAUAAAAACAAAAAUGCACGUUGUUUGUUUACACGUAAUUGAAGAUGUUUGUGAUGCAUACAGUAAGCUCGCAUUGCACAAUUGCAGCGGAUUUAGGUAAAACAAAGCUUUAUUUAACCGUCACCGUUCCAAGCAGGUAAAUAUACUAAAAAUAUUAGUGUUAUCGUAUAUUUUGUAUGUUUCAAACAUAUUCUACCAUAGCACCUCUCUUACACUGUCUUGUACUACAUAUUUUACUGAAACACUACAACCGUACCACCCCAGUGCUUUGGAUACUAUACCCUGCUCCAUACACGGUAGCGGCACCAUAUAGAGUUGCUACGUAUAACAAUUUGGUAGCGGAUUUUAAUACAACAACUUUUGUUUAUGUAAUAUGCAUUAUACAAAUCAAAAGAUCAAAUUUUGCAUGUAAGUGGCAUUUAAUGUGUAAUUUAUAGUAUUCAUAUAUUGUCAAACAGUUUCUGUUAACAGGAAAAAAACAAAACAAAACACAGUGCGUCAAUGGUGUCUGACGAACCUUCGAAGGUUUAAAACAAUCUUCGAAUCCCUGGCUAGCGAACAAACCUUCGGACACAGCCCUAUAAUCUUUGCAAGCCGAAGCCUAGCAGCAAAGAAAACUUGCCCAUCAAGAUGACAGGAAAGAUUUCUCUCUGCCUGGCACACAAAGCUAAAUACACAACCCAGUGCAUUGUUUGAAUUACAAAACUGCAGACAGAAAUUCCUCACUGCCCCAUCAAUGCACUAUGGCCAUGCUAGUGUGGGACCACCCUCUUUUAUGGAUAUGUACUUAUGAACCAAAAAAUGUAGACGUGGCUGAGUCAGGUUUUGAAUUGUAGAAGUAGAAUAUGUAUGCAGCAGCCUCUUUAUAAUGCUAAAAGUAAAUACAGAAACAAGUGACUUUGUUGUUUAAAACCCAAAGGGCUAAAAUACAGUAACUCGAAUGAAGAAAUUAAUGAAGAAAUAUGUUCAUUAAGUUGGAAAGAGGGGCCAGUUUGAAGAUAUAUGCAAAGUUAACCUGUGUUAAUCUGUCAAAGGCACUUUUGUUUUAGACCGUGGUGCAUGUGGAAAGUAAAAAAAGUCAGAACCCGCCCCCUGACCACCUCAGUACACAAAUUCCAACACAAAUUUUAGGCAGUUAAAACAGGAUAACAUUUGAGUGUUUCAGCACAGAUUGGCUGCUCAAUACUGCCCUGGUGUGACUUCAAGUCCUGUUUUAUAUAAACAUCCACUGGGCAGUCAGUUACAUGAAGUGCUGUCAAAUUCCACGUCAGACUCGUAAUACUAAGACUGUUGAAAUAAGUUUUAACAAAAUAAUUAUUCUGUUACCUUGCAUUACAACACAAUGUAAUACACCAACUGGGGGUGAUUACUACUGGAAUGCUUUGAUCAAGUUUCAAAUACUCGUUCAUUUCUAAAACAAAUGGAAAAAUGUGCUAACUACAAAAACUUUUGUAGUAUUUUUUUGAGAGGAGGAAGUUUAAAGUGAUCAGCCACUAUAAUUGUCACCUCACUGAGAAUUGACAGGGAGCCGGGCACCCUUCAUUACCUAGCUCUGCUAUUGGCUAAGGGAGUACCUGAGCAAUGAAAAUGGCAUCUUAAAAAAAAAGCAACGCGUGGAAAUAUUUUUGAAAAGUUAAACAAGACCACGUGCAAUGUUAUCUCUACAGCACUUAUUUCAGAUUGUAAAAAAAGGAGUUAAAUGCUCAAUCGUCUAAAAUGCAAGCACCCUCCUGCUACUUUGGAAGAAAACACAGAAUGUGACAAAAGAAAACAAACAAGCACGCAUCUUUUACUGUGCACAGUGGUUCGACGAUGUGAUGCGUCUCGGGCUGAAAAAAAAAAAAAAGGAUUUUUUACGUUUUGUUAAAAGUGAACUUUAAAUUUGGAAUUUAACUGUAAACUACCCGGGCAAUGUUAAGCCUGUUUGAGUUCUGCUGUUAUUGUUGUGCUUUGUUAGUAAGCAGUCGUGUUGUGUGUUUUAUACGAGUCGAAAAAGCUUGUCAAAAAUGCAACUGAAAGUUUUGAAGGUCUUUUUUUUUUAUAAAGUUCUGCAUUUUAUAGUUAGGACCCCUCUGCUGUGUAUUCUUAUUUGUUACUUGUGGUUUAAAUAUUUUUUUUUUACUUUGAAUACAUUUGAUGUCUUAGAUGUUUCUUUGCUGUUACUUUUGAUGUAUUUAUCUAUGCGUCCCUACGUGUGGUUGCUGCUAAUACGUUCUAAGGACCUGUCACUGUUAUGAGUAAUUAGAGGUCAAGUAUUUGGGUUUUCAGAAUUUUAAAUUUUGGUAUAUUUGAAUAUCUUAUUAUUCAAAAUUCCAACCCCUAACACUAACACUGUAAAUAUAAAUUGUUGUUUUGCAGUAACCCAACAAGGUUCUAAAGUUUGGUAGGUAGGUACAUUCAGCAGCACAGACAGACCGAUGCUUCGGCAGCAGCAGCUUAUCUGACCCCUAUGGCUUUACAGCAGCCUUGAUCUGUUUAACCGGGAACCUUUUAUUCUUGGCGCUCUCUUGCACCACGCCUACCUGCUGAUUAGGGGCUAGCAGCUGGUAAACAUACACACUGCUCCCUCCCGCAACUAAACACAGCAGGCAGGCUGCUACACAGAGAGUCAGGUUCCCCAUUCUUAUUUAUACAAUCACUACACUCUUAUUUACAAUAAACAAUCACAGAAGCUCCCUCCUAAUGUGCAGGGCUGUAUUUUGGCUUAUGUAUAAGGCAGAACAAUCAAAGGGGAUCUUUGGACAAUGAUAGAUUAGCGACAAUAAAUGUAUUAGUUAUAUAUUGCUUUUUUUUUGUUAAUUGGACUAAAGGUUUUUAGUUUUUUUUUCAAAAACUGUGCCAAAAUGUAACAUCUGGUUGUGAGUUAUGUUUUCAAACAGUUAAAUAUUGUAAAUAGAUAACAUACAUUUAAUGACAAUAGCUAUAUGAAUUACUACAGCAUCCCACUUAAAUAACAAAAACGAGCAGGGUUUCCCCUGGGUUCUAGAUUUUUGUAGUCACUAGUGACUAAUCCUUUCUAAAAACAUUAGUCACUCCAGAUAUUCAGUAGUCACUACUGGCACAAAGGUCUUCUUCAAAGGUUUUAUGAAUCCUGUUUUUAUUUUAUACCUUAAAUCACUGUAUUGACCAAAACAAUUAUUUAAUUAAACCAUUUUACUAAUGCUCUACAGUUUAAAUAAAUUGGUCAUUUACAGCUGUAAAUUUUUAGAACUUUAAAACUCAAGGACCAGAUUUAUUUGCCCUGAAAAGCUACAUAUAGACACAGAAUGCAUUAUGAAGUACUUAUACCAAGAUUUAUAUAUUUUUUUUUGCAAUUAUUUUGCAACAUUUCAUAUGGCAAUGGUACACAAAUAAGUCAAUAUUUCAUAACCAACAAACUUAUUUCUAUAUUCAUUUCAUGUUUUUUAAAUGAAAGUACAAUAUUUCAGAAUUUUGUUAACGCUUUAGCUAAAAUCUACCAGUCUAUGGUAUACAAUAACAUUAAAAAGUGUUUUUGUGUACUUAUAUGUCUUUUACAAUAAUAAUAAUAAUAAAAAAAACAGUGUUAGAAUAUUAUAUACAACCCAUGGAAACAGAGUUUUCCAAAAAGGCUGAAACUUUGCUGCUUGUUUUCUUUUUCUUUUAUCUGACGCUUGUGAACUUUCUUUGUUCUUUUUUGUCUGGUGUUCCGAAUCCAAGUCUUCAUCUUCUGCAACUUGUUCUGUUUGUUCUAUUUCACUCUUGCUGUGGCCGCGCUGAAAAAACGAGCAGAUUUUCUUCUGCGACAUUUUACAGUAUUGGCUAACAGUUGUGUUUUUUAGUUCGCGCGCACAAGCUUACCGCUUUCACUGUGGAUUCCACUUUUUUUUUGUCGUCAAUUUCAAAAAACAUUUGCACAUUACGAGAGUGACGAGCGACAACGAAACCCCUGAUCACGAGCCUGUGAUAGUGCAGCACUGUAACAGACUUGUGUCAAGCACACAGUCAGCCCUCUGUUUGACUACAGUACUGACAGACACAUAUGGGCACUUAUCCAGCUCUAAAAAUUAACUCAAUCUUCUAGGCAGGGCUGAAGUGAAAGAAAAUCUAAUUUACUAAAUAAACAUGGAAAGAAGAAUUAGAAAUGACUAUUAAACAUUUAUUUACAGUACACUUUUUUCUGUAGUGUAUAAAAUAGGACUAGUUUAAGCUAAAGAAAACAAUUAAUAAAAACAAAACCAAACAUUCCAUCACCACUACAUCCACGGAGACUAUCACAGACGAGAGCAAAGUAAAAGCAAAAAUGUCUAGAUUUAAGUAUCCAAGAAUAAAAAUUUAAAGUAAACGGAACACCUUUUGAGGUAUUUUUCUAUAAAGUAACAGUGUAUACCAUAACAGUGAUGAUUUGUACAGGUGCAAAGUCUAGACUUCGCAGGCCUUGUCAUUUAUUAGAAUUGGGGAUGUUUACGUCCUCAUACACCAGACUUAAAAACUAAUUAUUGCUUAAUUAAACAAUGAAGUCAGGCUUAAUUAGGUGAGGGGAACAGGAGCCAAAAUAUGAAAUUUGCAGUUCAAAAUGGACUUAGCUGGUCAGUAAAUGUUUGCAGUAAAUAAAUGCAUUUCAUACAGGAUUGAUCAGUGAUGAGUGUAUGACAGGCUACUGUAUAAAUGCUAAUCUCAGUUUGGUCACACCUGUGGUCAUCGAAGAUGUGCAUAAUACAAUCCAAGAAGAAAGAAUACUUAAAAUAAAUAAUGACUAGAAUUACUUAAAUAACAAUGUGGGCAUUCUGUGAAAAAAAAAAAAUUAAUUCUAAACACAGUGUAAGCAAUAAAUGAUUAAAUUGUACUAAGUUAUUCAGGAGAUAACUAAGUAGCACCAUAUUUUGUGUUAUUUAUUUGUAAUUGUCAUGUGUGUUUAGUGUAAUGGCAAACUGUUUUGGCUGGUUUCAGAGACCCUGAUUAGCAUGCGUUUUGGACUACCUAAUGUCAAUUUAGGUAAGGCAGUCCAAGAUUAUUAGUUAUCCAACAUAUGUUGUAAUGUCAGCGUGUUUUGUGGCCAAUAAAGAAAAUAAAAAGAGAUGAUCCUAAAAAACAAAGAUUUUUUUCUUUUAAAUUGUAAUACUCAAAUAAACUUGUGUCAUGAAGCUCA